Polistes canadensis is the source of this 2492-nucleotide messenger RNA. Its product is annotated as synaptic vesicle 2-related protein. The record is from RefSeq and is a predicted model, not a curated record. Gene Ontology annotation, molecular function: transmembrane transporter activity. Gene Ontology annotation, cellular component: membrane. Gene Ontology annotation, biological process: transmembrane transport. Bases 910 to 2217 code for a protein of 435 amino acids. The transcript is spliced from 8 exons. Lineage: Eukaryota; Metazoa; Arthropoda; Insecta; Hymenoptera; Vespidae.
UAUAUCGACAAGAAUCUCAGAAUAUUCAAUUACAAAAUAAAAGUACAAAAGAAUGCUUGUUUUGAAUUACUAUAAAAAUGUAAUAUUGUUUGUGUCCAUAAGGGAACAUGAAAAAUAUCUUCAAAAAUAUAAGAAGGAAAUUAUGAAAUCAAUUGUCGGAAAAUCCCCACCCUAAUUUACAUUUGUUACCGUAUAUGCAUAUGCAUUUGACGUAGUUUGACGUACGGUAUUUAUGUUGUAUGUUAUAACCUUAAAGCUCACGAAGAAAUGUUACGCUCUACAUACAAAUGAGCAUUAUCUGUAAUAAAAUUCGCCUUAAAUAUCAUCAGUAUCGUCGUCUUAUAUUAUUGUAUUAGGUUUGAGAAUCAUUGUAUUGCAACAACAACAAUUAUUAUUAUUAUUAUUAUCAAAAAUAGAAAUAAUUUUGAGCGGGUAAUAUAAAUUCAUGGAAAAUUGUUAAUAAAAUGACAACAACUCAGAACAAUCCAAAAUCAAACGAACCGUAUCGUGAAUUGAAAGAAUCACGUGGCUCAGAAUUAAAUGUUAAUGAAACCCUAAAUCAUGGAAGAUAUAAUAAUAGCACCUUUGAAGAUAACGUUGAUCGUUCUAUUGAACUUUCCUCCAUAGUCGUUAUACCUGACGGGUAAUCAUGCUUAUUCAUCAUUUUUAACUUCAAAGAAGAUAUAACUGCAUGUAUCAAUUAAAUAUUUAAUAAUGCAUGAUAGAAUACCAUUAGGUUUACGAAGAUCGCUUUGACUAAUGGCUGCUCGAGUAAACUAAUACAAUUAUGGGGAAUUAUAACAUUGAUGUUAAUAGUAGAGAGAUACUUUCACAGUAGUCCAAGCUAUUAAUGAAUUGGGCUUUGGAAAGUUUCAAGUAAAACUUUCAUUGUUUACCGGAUUAUGUUGGAUGGUAGAUAGUAUGGAAAUAACUAUACUGAGUAUUCUCAGUCCAUCUUUACAUUGUGACUGGGGUAUUUCUCGGUAUCAACAAGCUUUAACGACAACGGUUGUCUUUCUUGGCAUGAUGUUAAGUUCUACAUUUUGGAGUAAUUUAAGCGAUAGAUAUGGCAGAAAGCAAGCUUUAACGUUAUGCGCAGUAUUAUUAUUUUAUUAUGCAUUUUUAAGUUCUUUUGCACCUAAUUUUCUUUGGAUAUUAUUACUGAGAGGAUUAGUCGGUUUUGCUAUUGGUUGUGUACCACAAUCGGUUACGUUGUACGCUGAAUUUUUACCAGCUAAACAGAGAGCCAAAUGCGUUAUUUUAUUGGAUUGUUUCUGGGCACUUGGUGCGUGUCUUGAAGUUGCAAUAGCAUUAAUAGUAAUGCCAAACUUUGGAUGGAGAUGGCUUCUUACCUUAUCAGCAAUCCCACUUCUUAUAUUUGCAUCUAUUACACCAUGGAUUCCAGAAUCCGCAAUAUUUGAUAUGACAACUGGUAAAAUAGAUAAAGCUUUAUCUACGUUGGAAAGAAUAGCACGAGAAAAUAAGAAACCAUUACCAUUAGGAAGAUUAAUUAUGGAUCGGUUUUAUCAAACUAAUCGCGGUAGGUUCACGGAUGUGUUAAGCAAGGAAAUGUGCAAGACUUCUACCUUACUUUGGCUGGUGUGGAUGGCUACAGCAUUUUGUUACUAUGGUGUGGUAUUAAUGACUACAGAACUAUUCCAUACGUCAUCAGAACAAUGCGGCUCAUGGGCAAGCGGGAAGAAAUUAGAGAAUACUUGUCAAUUAGAAUGUCGUUUAAGGCGAAGUGACUACAUAGAUCUUUUGUGGACUACAUUGGCAGAAUUUCCAGGAAUUUUUUCUACCGUGUUUGCGAUAGAAAAAAUAGGACGAAGAAAAACGAUGUCAUGCCAAUUAGUUAUGUUCUCGUUAGUUGUCUGUUUCUUAGGAAGAGCUUGUAUGUUGAGUAGAGCAGUGUUGACUAUAGGAAUAUUUUUAGCAAGAGGAUUAAUUGCCGGAGUAUUUCAAGCAGCAUACGUUUACACGCCAGAAGUUUAUCCGACGCAUUUACGAAGUGUAGGUGUGAGUGCGUGUAGCGCUAUGGCACGAAUUGGUGCUAUGAUAACACCUUAUAUAGCACAAGUUUUUCUACAAUGGUCUAUCACAGGAGCCAUGGCGACAUAUGCCAUUGCUGCUUUAUGCGCAGCAAUUGCUACGCUUGCCUUACCCGUAGAAUCUAAAAAUCAAAAUUUAAAAGAAUCCUCUAAAAAUGCUAAAUGAUUAAAGUUUGAGAAUGUUCUCAAUUAUACAAAUUUCAUUCAUUUUAUGAUCAUAUAUGUAUAUGUAUUUGCAUGACAAUAACUAAUAUUUAUUUGAUACGAACAUAUUUGUUAAUUUAUCCAAAUAGUUUAAUACAUGUUUUUUUAUAUUUACAUAAUUAUCAUGUUUAUUUCAUCAUAAUGCAAGUUUGAAAGAUACAAUAAUUAAGACAGACGUAGAAGCGAUGCACCAAGACUGAAAUGAGUUAUAAUAUAGAAUGUAUAGGUGCCAAAAUA